CCCACCACCUUAAUUUCGCAGUAUGGUCGAUGACAGUCUCAAAAUUUCUAGGUUAUGUUUAAAACUAAUCAAUCAUUUUAUUUCAAUCUAAUUAAAAAACUACUCCAAAUAUGAGCGUACAAUCAGAAAACGAGUUCAAACCGAACGAGGAGAUUUUAGAAUGUUUAAUUACAAUGGGAAUUCCGAAGCGAGCUGGGGAACUUGCUCUGUAUUAUACAGGAAAUAGUUCCGCUGACGCUGCAGCUGCAUUUUAUUUUGAUAAUCCGGAUAUAGAUGAAGCUUCAUUUUCGUUGUACAACGAUGAUGUUCGAGAGACUCAUGGUCAUCAAACUGUUGAUGUUGAGGAUGAGGAAGAAGUAGAAUUUGCAGUGGGGACACGAUGUAAAAUGGUUUUUGUGGUGAAUACAUCACUAGGGAUGGGCGUGGGAAAAGUGGCUGCCCAAGUAGGUCAUGCAACUUUAGGACUUUAUAAAAGUUUGGUUGAUGAUAAUAGUGUUGUUAAGGAUUUACAGGAAUGGGAAAAUUUUGGCGAAAAAAAAGUUGUAGUUAAAGGUGAAACGAGCCAACACCUCUUAGAUCUUUAUAAAUUAGCCAACGACAACAAAAUACAUUCCUAUUUAGUACAAGAUGCUGGUUAUACACAAAUAGAACCGGGAUCUAUAACAGUAUUGGGCUUAUUCGGCCAUGAGAACGUCGUAAAUACCAUUUCUGGUACAUUAAAAUUGUUAUAGGACUGCAAGCUUACGAAUUUUAAUUUAAAUCGAUUAAAUUAAAAAAUGUAACGGUAACAAGAAAAGAGAAAACGAAUAGUAACGCAAUAAUCUUCUUCGUAUUGAGUAACUAUAAGAAUGUUUUUGGCAUAUUUUUGUUUCUUAAUCUAGCACUGUGUCAAGAAUAUCGAAAGAAAAUGCCUUUUUUAGGAAAAACUCACUUUAUCCUUUUCAUAUUUAUCUCAUUCUCUUGUAGAUGUUAUUUUUGUUGAUAUUAAUGAUUAAUAAUAAUAAAAAA
Onthophagus taurus is the source of this 1008-nucleotide messenger RNA. Its product is annotated as putative peptidyl-tRNA hydrolase 2. Gene Ontology annotation, molecular function: peptidyl-tRNA hydrolase activity; protein binding. The record is from RefSeq and is a predicted model, not a curated record. Lineage: Eukaryota; Metazoa; Arthropoda; Insecta; Coleoptera; Scarabaeidae. Gene Ontology annotation, cellular component: cytosol.